Messenger RNA from Zea mays, 7224 nucleotides. Its product is annotated as separase. The coding region runs from base 165 to 6791 and encodes 2208 amino acids. Gene Ontology annotation, molecular function: cysteine-type endopeptidase activity. The transcript is spliced from 27 exons. Gene Ontology annotation, biological process: meiotic chromosome separation; proteolysis. The record is from RefSeq and is a predicted model, not a curated record. NCBI's taxonomy places the organism in Eukaryota, Viridiplantae, Streptophyta, Magnoliopsida, Poales, Poaceae. Gene Ontology annotation, cellular component: nucleus; mitotic spindle; cytoplasm.
GCAUGAGGCAUGAUCGAAAACAGUCCGCAACGGUCGAUCCCAUUCCCAGCCUCGCAGCUCCGAAAUCGGUCACUUUUUCCCGCCCAUUCCCACCCCCGAGAUCUCCAAAGCCCGACCGCAAAAUUUCCCCAACCGGGCUUCUUCGGUCAUCCACCUAGACGGCAAUGGAGGCCGCCGCUGCCGACCUCAUCGCCGCCCUCUCGUCCCCAUCCUCAUUCGCUGGCCUCUACUCUCGCUUCGCCGCCUACCUACAGCCCUUCACCCCCUACCUGCACAGCUCAAACCCUAACACCAAGCCACCGCAGAAGAGGGCGACGAAGCAGAACAAGCAGCCGCCGCCUCCCGACGCGGCCACCCUCCGCCCCCUUGCGAAGCGAUUCCUGCCGUUUCUCGGUCGCGCGCUCCACCUCCUCCCGCCGCUCGUCCGCGCUUGUCCUGUUUCGGGCGAUAAGGGCGGCGAAGCCGCCGACGAACUGCUUGAGAUCUACGGCCUCCUCUUGGACUGCCUAGAGGCCAUAUCACCCUGCCUUGCGGGGAAACCCUACUCCGUGUUGCUCCAACGCGGCCGCUUCAUCUGUUGCCUCGAGUCGCGCGGUCACUUCGCACGCGCCAGUGCGGAGGCUGCCGCUACCCUCGACGCCCUCCGCUCCGCGCUCUCUCCACCCACCACGAGCACCAAGUCGCGACGUGGUGCUGCAGGCGUUGAUCCCGUCCUCCUUCCGGACCCCGGCAGCGCUGGGGAGGCUGGCACGGAUCCUGAAGUCACCCUCCUUGCGGUUGAGCUCACUGUUUGCCUUGCUAAUUGUUCCAGCAAGGGCAAGGUGAAGGAACCUACCCCUUAUGAACGACUCAUCAGCCUUUUCAAACAGCUAAAACCAUGGCUUCGUAUUCUUACUAAUGAAGUCAGCAGGAAGUAUCUCCCGUUGCUUAUGAAUGCCAUGAGCCGGUGUACCCUUUUUCUGGUUUCUGAGUCUUCCCUUUUCAAUACUGAUCUAGUGCAUGGAUUCUGUCGUUACACGAUGCAAGAGUGUGUGGGGGAGGGGAUGAUUGAGCUUUUGCCAGCAAUUGCUCGCAAGAUUUGCUCUUCUGUAGAUUUGACUUGGGGAGGGAGCACACAGCUUUUGCUCCAUGUGCUAAAAACUGUCACUGAUUCUGUUGUACGUUUAAAGGAUGAUUUACCAAAAUCUGUAAAUGAGCUUCUGGUAUUUGUGGCGUAUUUUUGCCGGUUCAUUCUUUCUGCCAAUAGGGAUUUAUCUGUUGGCGCUUCAGAACUACUUUAUAAACAAGGUGGUUAUUUCUCUGAGGUUUCCUCUCCUACUGCCUCAAUGCUUCUUCUUUAUGCGACUGGGUUAUACUUGAGUGCCCAGCAAGCAGAAAGUGAAAUACCACCCUAUUUAUCGGUGGGUAUUCCCAAGGAUCAAAAGUAUCUACAUGCCUUAGAGAAGGGUCUUGGCACAUUAGCACGAUGCCCACAUGAUAAUACAUCUUUGGUCACAUACUUGGACUCUUUGGAGUUUAUUAGCAAGAUAUUAUCACAGCAAGUGAAUACACUUUGGAAGGACUUCUCUGAAGGAAAACCAACCCAUUAUUCUGGUAACAUGGACUAUGUCUUGACAGCACUGCAUCAGUUCAUUGAUUCGAGCUUCACGUCUUUUAGCUGUAGGCAAAUGUCUCAAGGGGACAACGAGAGACAGCAUGAACAACAUGGAACCUUACUGACAGUCCUUGUUUCCGCGAUCAAGUUUUCCUUUCUUACCAAGAAAGAUAUCCAGAAGAGCUUGGGUUUCAUCGUCUGUGCCAUUUCAAGUAAAUGGUUUACACUUGAGGAGCUCAAAUUCUUGAUACCUUCACUUGGCAACAUCGGAGUGACACUUCAUAACACUGGACAUGUUAAAGAGGCACCAAAGGCUUUAGAACUGUGCUGCCAAACAAUAUGGGCACACAUCAGCCUUUUUUACUAUAGACUAUCUUCAAGAACAAAAGGAAACGACAUUAUGACAGAUCUGUCGAUGGAUACACUGAAGGAUAUGGAUAUCAUUUUGGAUGCAUUUUCAAGAAUUGCAAAGAUGGUUGAUGCUCUCUGUAGAUGUGGCACAGAGAUAGAAACACCACUUGUGAUUGUUGCGAAGAGUUUGUCUAUAAUGUUGCCUGAUGGCGACAAUUCUGAAUAUAACAAAUGUUCUUUUAUACUGAUCAAGGCAUGGGUUAAGGCAGUACACAAGGAUUUUAGGGAUACUAAGGUGGAUGAUGCUCCACUUCUCUAUCCCUUUCUUCUGAAAUAUCGGUCUCCAUGGCCAAUUAAGCUGAUAGGCUUAAUAGUAGAGCAGGAGUUAUUAGCAUAUGGAUUAACUGAAGCCCGAAGCAUAGAAUUCUGCUCUAAAAUGCAGAUAAGGAUCAUAGAUGUUCUGCUUCAUAAAAUUUACUGUACGAAAGAACAUUUUUUGGAGAGAUCAAGGGUUCUUAUUAGAAAGGCAGGUGCACUUCGUGCAUCUGGAGUGGAAAACAUAAAAAACUGCCUUGAGUCUCUACGUGAUGCCAUAUCUUUACUGCAAAAGAUCUCACAUGAUUCAACUCGUACCAACACUACUGCAAACAAUCAGUUGGCCAUUGCGUACUGUUUGUAUGCGCAGUGUGCUCAGGAAGACAAACUUGGUGGGGAGGUAAUAUUUGAUAGCGCUGAGAAAGCACUUAACUUGUGGUUGGACAUGGAGGCUUUUGACCAUUCUUCUUCUGAUAUGGUCUUGCAACAGCCAUCAAAAACUAUUGUACCACUUAUUUGUUUCCUGGUUGAUUUGUUGUCUAUGAAGGGCUGUUUUGAGCUUCAGUUUAAGUUGUGCAAGGUUAUGAUAAUGAUAUGGAAGCAAGAAAAAUUACCCAUUGAGAAGUUGUUGUCCUUGCUGUUCACCAGUGGGCGCCUUAGUCAUGCAUGCUGUUAUCUCCCACUGGAUGAGCGAUUUCUUUCUAUUGCCAAAGAGCAUCUUGGUGUAUGUUGCCAUGAUAUUGAAUUUUGGAUAAACUGUUUCAAAGGAGACCAUCCUUCUCUCUGUAUGUUUCUUCAGAGAACGCUGCCUAGUGCCUUAUUUAUUCCUCAAUCAUGUAAGCAUCCCUUUGGAAGGCAGUUCAGUUUCGUCACGAGUGUUGAUGAAGUCAGCAAAGUUGCCUCAUCUCUGGUAUCUGGAGAUACUUCAAAUGAGCAAUCUACCUUUCUAGCUGGAUGUUUAUACUAUGACUUGUCAGAAAAAGUUUUUUCACGCGGACAACUUUUCCAGGCCUUUUCAUAUGGAAACAAAGCCCUCCAUUUGCGCAAAAAGCUCCUAAAAAAGAAGUUCAAAAUCAAUUCGGGCAUAUCUGGAAAUAUGGAAAGACAACACUGUGGGCAGGACAUCUCUCUUGAAGUGUGUGGCCCUACAAUAGUUGAGAUUUGGCCAAAUUCCAGCAGUUCAGUCAACACUAAAGAUUUUUUCCUUACCCCAUGGAAUGUCCUUAGGUGCUAUCUUGAGAGCACUUUACAGGUUGCUAUGAUGCACGAAUUGAUUGGCAAUGGUGCUGAAGCUGAAGUUCUCUUACAGACAGGAAAAGAGAUAUCAAAUUUCCAUGGUUUAUCAGUUUUCUGUAUUGUAUUUACAUCAUUUCUAGGUCAACUAUAUUGUAAGCGGCAGCUAUGGGAUGAAGCGGAGAGUGAGCUUAAUUAUGCCCGAGAUCUUGUGAAAAAUGAUGCAACAAUUUCAUGUAAGCUCUGCAGUCUGACUUUGGGGAUAUCUGUUGACAUGCAAGUUGGUGAUCUGUCUUGGAGUCUGUUUGAAAAAAAAAUUCAUAAACAGAUUACAGCUGGUUUGUCUAACACUUUAGGCAUGUACCAAUCUGCAAUAGACAAAUUGAAUAGCACUAACUUGGAAUAUUGUAACGGGUCCUUUGAUAGACAUACAACUGGUUAUCUUGUGUGCAGCAAAGACUGUAUACCGAGCAAGUAUGAAGCUUGUAAUUUGGGGGCAGAACCCCUAACUUCAAAUGAUGGAUUGUUAUCUCCAUGUAGUGUUUGCAUGGUAAUACAAGUUCGAAGGAAAAACUCAGGGAAUGCUGAAGCUGGUCCACCUUUAGAUGCAAAAGCAAGGAGGUCAUCAAGAAAUUCAUCACGUUUAGCUAAGGGACAGAAUGUAGAGACUCUUGCAAAGACUAGAACUCGCUCUAGUAAACGAAAUGCAUGUAUGAAAAGUGAGAAGGUUUUAACUGAGCUAAAUAGUAAAAAUAACGUAACUGGGAGUAAGGAAUUGGCUGCAGAUGCUUCUGUUUGUGGUGAAGCAGAGUGUUUUCCUGAUGGCAUUGAUCACAGCAAAGACGACCUAUGCAAUAUGUUUGGUUGCUGGAGCUGCCUUUUCAUUAAAUCCCUCAAUUCGGGGUGCAUUCAGAAUAUUUUGCAGCUGAGAUUGGACUAUGUUCACCGACACUACCUUGUGUCACUUCUUUUAAAAAAAGCUAGAGCCUUGGGAUCUCAUAGCAAUGGGGACUGUGAAGUUCAUAGUGUCUAUUGGAAGUGCAUAUCACUGCUGUUCUUCAGGUCCCUUCCACAAGAUUGCUGUAGGACUUAUGGGCCUUAUUUAAUUGGACUAAUCAUGGAUAGGAGCAUUGGUGAUUUUCUUCCUUUAGAGUGUGCAGAAAUACUAUUCAAUAUGAGCUUCUUCUUGCUAAAAAGCCCCCUUUCUGAACAGUCAAGGGACAUCUGCUGUAUCUUCUCUAGUGUAACAAUGGCAGACGUUGUCCCCUGGUUGCUCAAAGCUUUUGUUCUAUCCAGAGAGAGCCCCUCACUUGUUCAGGAGGUUUGCAAGUUACUUGCAUGCAUAUUCUUGCUAUCAACUACAGAUUCCUCAAUUCAACUGCCUUUGGGUUCUCAUAAAGAAUCUCUUUCUUUGAAUCACUGGGCCACAUACUUCCAUCAAGUUUCUGUGGGAACUAAUCUCAAUUGUCAUUACUUUGCUAGCUUACAAGCAUCGUCCGAGGAAAAGGUUCCAAAGGACACCUAUAAAGAUUUCAGAAAUGAGACAGAUGACAAUGUCUCGAAAUUUCUCAGGUUGUCAUCAAGGGACAUCAAAUAUAUUGAGAAACAUAUGACAGAAUUCUUCCAAAAACUUCCUGAUGUACCAGUUCUGUGCAUUAGUAUGCUUGGAGGUGAUUAUGUUAAUGCCCUUCUGAAAUUCCAUUGCCAUCCUCCGUUUUUUCCUGCUUGGAUGUUGCUUUCAAGGUUUGAUUCAACAAAUGAACCCACAACAUUGCUUCUUCCAGUGGAUUCUAUUUCAGAAAUGCAAUUUGAAGAUUCCUGCACCAAAGAUUUGGGCAAUCCAACGAGAGUUUUAGAUAAGUGGCAAUGCCCUUGGGGCUAUGGAAUUACUGACUAUGUAGCCCCAGUUUUUAGAAAUAUACUCGAGGAGAAUUUUAUGUCCCUCUCCAGCGCAACCCUUACUAUUGAUGAUGUAAAUGCAGAUCGUGUCAGGUGGUGGUCCCAUAGAAUGAAGCUCAACAAUUACCUUGCUAACACAUUGAAAGACAUUGAAGAUUCUUGGUUUGGACCCUGGAAAUGCCUUCUGUUGGGCCAUCAAUUAUCUGAUGAACACAUUGAGACUGCCUCAUCAAUGAUUAUCACUGGUCUGGAUACAGAAUUCGAAUUUGAAGUCAAUCCAAUGCUCAUCAAGGCUAUCCUUGGUGGUGCUGUGUCAGUGGAUGAAGUACAAGAAUGUUUUCUCCAACUCAUUUUGUAUAAAGGUUACUUUGGAAGGGGAGGAUGCUGUGGGAAAGAUAGACUUAAAGCUUUCUCUUCCUGCCAAAUGGAUGAUGGAUCUAUGGAGACACUCAAACGUAUAAUAACGGAUGCAUCAUAUGAGUUGCCUCAGCCAGCUGAUAGAGAUCCAGUUAUUUUAGUUCUUGAUGUCAAUGUUCAGAUGCUUCCUUGGGAGAACCUGCCUGUACUAAGGAAUCAAGAAAUUUAUCGCAUGCCGUCAAUGGGUAGCAUCUUUUUAGCAUUAUCUCGAACCAAUAAUGAUUACAAAGAUCACAGUUCUCCUUUUCCUGUCAUCGAUCCUUUCAAUACAUAUUAUCUGUUGAAUCCUAGCGGUGAUCUGAGUAGCACACAAGAAGAAUUUGUUCAGUUAUUCAGAAACUAUGAGUGGAAGGGAGUGGCUGGGAAUUCUCCGAAGGCUGACGAGCUGGUUUUGGCCUUGACAAAUCAUGACCUAUUCCUGUACUUUGGGCAUGGAAGUGGAACCCAGUAUAUUUCUAGUAAGGAAGUCGAAAAGAUAGAUAACUGUGCAGCUGCUCUUCUUAUGGGAUGUAGCAGUGGAACACUUCAUUGCAAAGGAAGUUAUGCUCCUCGAGGGGCCCCAUUAUCAUAUUUAUUUGCUGGUUCCCCUGCUAUCAUUGCGAAUCUCUGGGAUGUUUCAGACAAGGACAUUGACAGGUUUAGUAAGGCUUUGCUCAAUUCAUGGUUGCAUGACAAAUCUCUAGAUGGCAACAAUUGUUCAAAAUGUUGCCAGCUAACAAUGGAGCUUGAGUCCAUGAGUAUUGCUUCCAAGGAAAAUGGUAAAGCAAGACGACAAGGCACACGAGGAAAGAAGCAACAACAUAUAAAUGAUAGUACCAAGUGCUGCAGCUGCAAGCAGAGGCGAAUAGCUUCAUAUAUAAGUGAAGCUAGGAGGGCUUGCAGGCUUCCACUUUUGAUAGGCGCAUCUCCUGUGUGUUACGGCGUGCCUACAAUCAUUAGGAAGAAAGUAAUGACGGAUUCUACCACGAGAGAGAUGACCUAAAAGUGUGGUAGUAUCGGCAUGGUAUUGGUGACUAUUGAUAGUGUGAUCUAUGGCGUUGAUGGAGUUGGCACGAAAGUGUGCCAGCUCAAAUGCACUGACUAAUUUAUGCUUUAUACCCAGUGCUUGGACGCAUGGUCUUGCUGGACGACCUGCAGUGGGCGUGCACCUAUUGGUAUUCCAGAGCUGUAACGAGUGUAUAUUGAAGUAAAUGUUCUGUACAAUGGCGCUGUACAUAACUGUAAUGUCACUGGAGCAUCACUUAGAGAAAGUAUGUUGAGGCUAUUGAUUUCAAUUGUAUAACGUGUACUAUAGUUUUGUCCAGGAACAUAGAGAAUGCAUGUUGAGGCAGUUAAUUUCAAUUGUAUAAAAUGUGUACUACAGUUUUGACCCUUGUAAGUUACUUAUAAGAAGCUGUUGUCUAUACUGUACUGAA